Molecule: messenger RNA, 2718 nt
Organism: Cinclus cinclus
Lineage: Eukaryota; Metazoa; Chordata; Aves; Passeriformes; Cinclidae
Gene: ERCC4
Product: ERCC excision repair 4, endonuclease catalytic subunit
Exons: 11
Coding region: 1-2718 (905 amino acids)
Biological process (GO): double-strand break repair via homologous recombination; nucleotide-excision repair involved in interstrand cross-link repair; resolution of meiotic recombination intermediates
Cellular component (GO): nucleotide-excision repair factor 1 complex
Molecular function (GO): single-stranded DNA endonuclease activity; damaged DNA binding; single-stranded DNA binding
Source: RefSeq, a predicted model, not a curated record
AUGGCGGCGCUGCUGGAGCACGAGAGCCAGAUCUUCCUGGAGCUGUUCCACCGCGACGGGCUCGUCGUGUGCGCCCGCGGGCUCGGCAUCGACCGCCUGCUGCUGCGCUUCCUGCGCCUCUACUGCGAGCCCGCCAACCUCGUGCUCGUGCUCAACACCAGCCCCGCCGAGGAGGAGUAUUUUAUUGAUCAGCUGAGGUCAGAUGGAGUUGUUCAUCUCCCUCGACGCGUUACCAAUGAAAUUGCAAAUAAUACUCGGUAUGAAUUUUAUACACAAGGAGGAGUCAUCUUUGCAACAAGUCGGAUCCUUGUGGUAGAUUUCCUCACUGACAGAAUUCCUGCCAAUCUCAUUACCGGCAUUUUGGUGUACAAAGCACACAGAAUCAUUGAGUCUUGUCAGGAAGCGUUCAUCUUGCGACUUUAUCGCCAGAAGAACAAGCAAGGCUUCAUUAAAGCUUUUACAGAUAAUGCAGUUGCAUUUAACACUGGCUUUUGUCAUGUGGAAAGAGUAAUGAAAAAUCUUUUUGUUGGGAAGCUUUAUCUGUGGCCAAGAUUUCAUAUAGCAGUGCACUCCUUUUUAGAGAAGCAUAAACCUGAAGUGGUGGAAAUACAUGUGGCAAUGACCCCUGCUAUGCUUGCUAUCCAGACUGCAAUCCUGGACAUUCUGAAUGCAUGUCUGAGGGAACUCAAACGUUACAACCCAGCUCUUGAAGUAGAAGAUCUAUCUUUAGAGAAUGCUAUUGCUAAACCUUUCGACAAGACAAUACGUCACUAUUUAGAUCCUCUCUGGCAUCAGCUUGGAGCUAAGACCAAGUCUUUGGUCCAGGAUUUGAAGGUCCUUCGUACUUUGCUACUGUAUCUAACCCAGUAUGAUUGUGUCACUUUCCUUAACCUCCUGGAGUCACUGAAAGCAAGUGAAAAAGCUUUUGGUGAGAAUUCAGGCUGGCUGUUCCUUGACUCCAGUACUUCAAUGUUUGUGAAUGCUCGAGCUCGAGUUUAUCGCAUUGCAGAUGAGAAACUGAAUCAGAAAGGCAAAGGCUCAGGCUCUGAAAAACGUGAAGUAAAGAAGGAAACUGAACUGAAAAGGGAAUUGGUUCUAGAAAGUAACCCAAAAUGGGAAGCUUUGAGAGAAGUACUGAAAGAGAUUGAAAAUGAGAAUAAGAACAGUGACAACCUUGGUGGUCCAGGGCAAGUGCUCAUUUGUGCCAGUGAUGACCGAGCCUGUGCACAGCUCAGGGAGUAUAUUAUUGCUGGAGCAGAAGCUUUUUUAACAAGACUAUAUAACAAAACCUUCGGAAAGGACGAGAAAGCUGGAGAAGUGUGGAUUAAGGACAGAAAAGUCAUUAAGUCCAAAGGAAAUGCCAAACCAGACACAGGGCCUCAAGUCAAAAAAGCCAAACUCACUGCUUCUUCAAAACAAAAUAAACACAAGAAGCAGCAAGACCGGACUAUAAUCCAAAUGAUAGGGAAAACUGAAGAGGAAAAAAGAGAGGAAUUUGAGGUGGGAGACAACAAAGAAUUAAGUGAUAGCCAAGAAGGCAACACGGAAGAGACCAUUCCUGAAGAUUUUGAUGUGAACUUGCCCUCAGAUUGUUACUAUGGGAUUUUCAAGGACCCGCUGACAAUUAUCCACCCGCUGCAGGGGUGUGGGGAUCCCUACGCGCUCACUCGGGUGCUGCAUGAAGUGGAACCCAGAUAUGUUGUGUUGUAUGAUGCAGAACUCACUUUUGUUCGGCAGCUGGAAAUCUACAAGGCGAGCAGGCCCGGGAAGCCUUUGAGAGUUUAUUUCCUCAUAUAUGGGGGCUCCACAGAAGAGCAGCGCUACCUCACAGCUCUGAGGAAAGAGAAGGAGGCCUUUGAAAAACUCAUUCGAGAGAAGGCCAGCAUGGUUGUUCCUGAAGAAAGAGAAGGAAGAGAUGAAACAAACUUAGACCUCCUCAGAGAUGCUAGACCUGCCUCUGUCUCUGCUGACACGCGCAAAGCAGGUGGACAGGAACAGAAGGGUGUUCAGCAAACCAUAAUUGUGGAUAUGAGGGAAUUCCGUAGUGAGCUUCCAUCACUGAUCCAUCGCCGUGGGAUAGACAUUGAGCCUGUGACUUUGGAGGUUGGGGAUUAUAUUCUGACCCCGGACAUCUGUGUGGAGCGGAAGAGCAUCAGCGAUCUCAUUGGUUCCUUGAACAAUGGCAGGCUGUACUCACAGUGCGUGUCCAUGUGCCGCUACUACAAGCGGCCGGUUCUCCUCAUUGAAUUUGAUCCUAACAAAUCCUUCUCCUUGAUCCCACGUGGCUCUUUACAGCCAGAAAUUUCCAGUAAUGAUGUUACUUCUAAACUAACCCUCCUCACACUGCACUUCCCAAAGUUACGAAUCCUGUGGUGUCCCUCUCCGCACGCUACUGCUGAACUGUUUGAAGAAUUAAAACAAAACCAUCCCCAACCCGACGCAGAAACAGCGAUGGCCAUCACCGCAGAUUCCGAAAUUCUCCCUCAGUCAGACAAGUAUAACCCUGGGCCUCAGGACUUCCUGCUAAAAAUGCCAGGGGUUAAUGCAAAAAAUUGUCGUGCCUUAAUGACCCAUGUUAAAAGCAUCGCAGAGCUGGUGACACUGUCCAAGGACGAGCUAGCCAAGAUUUUGGGUAAUGCUACCAGUGCCACACAGCUCUUUGACUUUAUUCACCUGACCUGUGCAGAGGCACUAGCCAAAGGAAAAAGCAAAAGAUGA